Messenger RNA from Oncorhynchus gorbuscha (pink salmon), 3453 nucleotides. Its product is annotated as ran-binding protein 3-like. Gene Ontology annotation, cellular component: nuclear pore; cytoplasm. Gene Ontology annotation, molecular function: GTPase activator activity. Gene Ontology annotation, biological process: protein export from nucleus. The record is from RefSeq and is a predicted model, not a curated record. NCBI's taxonomy places the organism in Eukaryota, Metazoa, Chordata, Actinopteri, Salmoniformes, Salmonidae. The transcript is spliced from 16 exons. The coding region runs from base 267 to 1469 and encodes 400 amino acids.
UCUAAUGAAUCACCACAGUGAGUGCAUGUAGUUCAGACAGCGACGGGACUGUCAGCAGAUGUGCAGAGAAGCCUGCCAUAGCCCCACCUGUGUUUGUGUUCCAGGAAGAUAAAGCACAGAAGAGAUCAGCAGAAGGGUCCAGUGCUGAGGAUGGAGAAGACUCUGAUAAAGAUGAGAGUAGUUACUGUCCCCCGGCCAAGAGAGAAAGAACAUCAUCACUAACACAGUUCCCACCCGCACAUUCAGUUUCUAAGAACAAUGUGUUCAUGCCACCCAGUUUCUGUCAGUCCCCGUCAGGAAAUAAUUCAGAUUCAGAACCCGAGGAGAAGACUGUUGGGUUUCGCUUGAAGCCUCCCACCCUGAUCCAUGGACAGGCUCCUCGUACAGGUGUCCCGAGCCAGAAGCCCAAGGAGCAGCAGCGCAGCGUACUACGACCCGCAGUACUGCAGGCCCCUCCACCUAGCAAAUCACUAACCCUGACCGGGUUGAACAGUGGUACGAAUGGAGUGAACAGAUCGUCCGAGGGUCUGCCAGUCACCCAGAACAACACAGAGAACUGUGAUGGCUCCACAGACAAUAUGGCCAAGUCACAGGUUGAGGGAACCAGUGAAAAGAAAGUCUCUCUGUCAGCAGAAUCAGGGGAAACCAAUUAUUUCCUGCAGUACAGAAGCACUCCUGGCUUACAGAAGGCUGAGAACAACACUGACGACGGGGCUAAGUUUGUGUUUGGACAGAACAUGUCGGAUCGUGUCCUGAGUCCGCUGAAAUGUGAGCAGGCAGCAGAGAGCAGCAGAGAUCCCCCUGCCACCCCGCCAUGUGAGCCACCCUCUCUGGUCAGCAGCCCCGACAAAGAUGCCAAUGUGACAGAGUCUUUGGAGGAGUCGGCAGCGGCCUACACCAAAGCCACAGCCAAGAAGUGCUUGUUAGAGAAGGUAGAGGUCAGAACUGGAGAGGAGUCUGAGAGUAAUGUACUACAGGUCCAAUGCAAGUUGUUUGUGUUUGACAAAGCAUCCCAGUCUUGGGUGGAGAGAGGCAGAGGACUACUGAGGCUUAAUGAUAUGGCCUCCACAGAGGAGGGAUCGUUACAGUCCAGGCUAGUGAUGAGGACCCAGGGCAGUUUGCGUCUGAUCCUCAACACCAAGCUGUGGCCCCAAAUGCAGACGGACAAGGCCAGCGAGAAGAGCGUCCGCAUCACAGCCAUGGACACUGAGGACCAGGGGGUCAAGGUCUUCCUCAUAUCGGCAAGCUCUAAGGACACGGGUCAGCUGUACGCAGCGCUGCAUCACCGUAUCCUGGCACUGCGGAGCCGCUCAGACCAGGAGCCAGAGCCCCGGGUCCCCAUUCCAGAUGGCCACAUCCCUCACCCCCAGUCUAACGAGGAGGAUAGUGAUGAGGAUGAAUCGCUCACACCCACUGCCAACAUCGCAGAGGGUCCAGAGGUCCAGGCCAGCGGGAGUGGGUCCUCAUAGCGCCUGCCCCCCUCCACACGCUGCAGUCAGGAACCCUACAGGCACCUCAGUCCAGCAUUUCCCCAAUGGUCAGAGGUCACAGUGGAGUACGAGGAAGGAUCCUAUGCAGGUGCUACUAACUUAACUCUGUGCAGUUCAGUCUCUCUGCAUUCACAGUAUAUCCAGGAUGGAUGGUCUUUUUGUUUGUUUUUUUAUUUUUGUUUUUUUAACCUAUAGAACUGAAAAAUAUAUAUUUUUUGGAGUUUGAAUUGUCGCUCAUCAUAUUGAUGAGUGAGACGUUGCAAGACGGAAUGAGAAAGCAGUUUUCUUCUCUCGCCGAUGUAAGUACAUUCUAAAGAGCUUGCCGUUAAAAGUGGGACCUCUUUAUCCACCUUGCAAGAAAACAGACCUCAGGCACUUCAAAUCCAGUGGGGCUUGUAUUUUGUUCAGAGAGGUAAAGAUCUAGUUGCCUAGCAAAUAAUUGUUUAUAAAGUCUUCUUUUUAUUUCACUGAGUUGUGUCUGAACUCUCCAAGUUUUAUUUUGUAUUUUAAGUCCGUCGAUACCGCCUUUGGCCACUUAGUUUUUUAGUCUGUAGUCAACAUUAGAAAUUAUUUUUGACCACAAAUCAUUGAAAUAGAAGCCAUUGUGCAAACACCUGCUUUGACGUAAAUUAUUUAAAGAAUUCCAUUUAAUAAUGGAGUUGACCUGUGUUCAUUAUUAUGAUGAUUAUUAUUAUUGAUAGUUGAUAUAUCGACUUUGAUUUUGAAGUUCAUUCGAAAAUGAACCCAUUUUUCAAAUAAGCUAGUUGGAUUUGAUAGUUUUACAGCAGGUUUUUUUCCAUGACCCCAACAUUUUCCCUAAAUAUAGAUGGUAGAUGUGUUUGUUUCAAAAAGAUAAAACAUUUUUAGAUGGAUCUGAAAAGAAAUCAUCUUCCCAAAUAUAUAUUGAAUAAACCAAUUUUAUUAGUUGUUUACAAUUGUUUAUUUAGUUUGCUUUAAAUAAGUUACACAGACAUUGUUUAUAACAACCUUGAUCAUUGCGAACAUAUUUUUCCUAUGUUUUUUUCACACCAUGAGAAAGGUCAAUAUAUUAACUUCUAGGUUUGGGUGUUGGCAGUUGGAUUCUCCGAACAUGUCGUUAUUUGCAUCAAUCCUAAAUGGGUUUGACCUCAAAACCCUACAGAAUGCACAUAUACUCUCAGAACAACUAAUGCUGCCAUUUUAAUUCAAAGAGCUAUAGGCAUUGGAACAGGUGGUUCUACACGCACAUGAUUGGAAGACUACAAGUACAUUGUUUCUCACCAAUCGUCUGGUGCUGAGCCCUCUUUAUUCCACUGUUCAUCGGUGGCUUUGGUUUGGUGUAUUUAAAACGGAUCCCCUAUGAGAAUAGAUGACUGCAGUUAUAUUUCCUUCAGUGAAGUGUGGCGCCUCUUGUUUUAAGCCUUUCUUCUUCAUAUCAGUGGAAUUAGUCAUAUCUCGAAACUGUUGUAUUAUAGUGUGAUCCUUUUUCAUGUACUACAAGCCUUUCAUGUGAAAAUAUGUAUUUUUAACACAAAAAAAAGCACACUAAGAAAACUGGGGGGGAAAAAACAAAAAAACAGGCAAGUAGAAAUGUUUGUGGUUAAAAUGUAUAUAUCCCGUAAUGUAUAUUAUUGAGCAGCCUUUAAGUGUAAAAAAAAAAAAAAAAAAAAGAGAGGAUGCCCCUCUUUAUUUUGCACUCUUCUUCACCGUUGUCUGUAGAAACCUCACCAUGUAGUGUGCUCUGUAUGUUUGUGUUCUCUCCAUUCUUCACAUUCUGCUUAUGUAGCAACAAACAUAGGACUAUUCCUCCGGACAUGGGGCUCAGACAUGAAUGUAUGGCACCUUGGGACUGAAUAAAGAGCCAGGGGCCGACGUUCUUCAGCACUUUUCCUUCUCUGUUAUAUUUCUCCCAUCAAUAUGAAUUUUUAAAUGUUCGUAAAUGCAAAUGAACUUGGACUGUCCAUUAAUAAAAUGGCAAAAGGUG